Messenger RNA from Orbicella faveolata, 1086 nucleotides. Its product is annotated as putative protein-lysine deacylase ABHD14B. Lineage: Eukaryota; Metazoa; Cnidaria; Anthozoa; Scleractinia; Merulinidae. The record is from RefSeq and is a predicted model, not a curated record. Gene Ontology annotation, cellular component: cytoplasm.
CCCCAGGGGUCACCCAAAAUAUUGUUGAAGGAUACUCGCAAGGCUAGCUGGGAAUGCACAUUAUCACGCUCGAAUGAGUACGGUAAUGUCGAGUGUCCUCCUUGCUCCGGUAGCUGCAAAAUCUGCAGACUACAUGAGUUUCGGACGGGUUUCACCCUUCAAGAUCAAUUGGAGAGUGAUUAUUGGUGUUUGUCUGGCCUUCACUAUAGUUUUAGUGUACUAUUUGUUGACGCCGAGUGGAAUGGAGUUUCGUGGCUACCUGGAAUGGGAAGGAAAGACAGGAGGAAUAUUCUAUCGGGAGGAAAGUCCCCCCAGUGGUGGACGUUUCACCGUGUUGUUUCUCCAUGGUCAAGCGUUUUCUUCGCAAACCUGGGACGAUCUCGAUACUCUGAAGUUUCUGCGCUCACAGGAUUACAGAGUAGUGGCUCUAGAUUUGCCUGGUUAUGUGAAAUCCAAGGACGCUGAAGUCCCAAGGACUUCAGAUGAACGCGCUGAAUUUCUAAACAAGUUCAUGGAGAAACUGAAAAUUGAGCGGCCAGUUCUCAUAUCACCUUCUAUGAGCGGUUCAUAUGCAUUACCGUUUAUUUUUCAAGGUGACCAAGGGCGAAAUCUGAGGGGAUAUGUCCCUGUGGCUCCAGUUGGGACCGACAAAUACAAUGAAGAUGACUAUAAAAGCCUUAAACUACCAACUCUUAUUGUGUAUGGUGAAAACGACUCAACUCUUGGAGUUUCCUCUUUGCGAAGGCUCAGAAAUAUCCCUGAAAGUGUCAUUCAUGUGAUGAAAGGUGCUGGACAUGCUUGUUAUAUGACGAAUCCCAAAGAAUUUCACGAGAACUUGCUCAAUUUUCUUAGCAAGUUAUAAGCAUCACAUCUGAUAAUAAUUUAUUCUUUUGAGAGUAUUCUACUGGCUAAUUAAAAUUGGCCAAUAGAAAAAUGUUAUAUGUAAAUAAGUAAGGUAUAGCUAUGGUGGUUAGAUAUAAAAGAUUUCAUGAUAAAUAACUGCAAGAAAGGAAAACAUGUUCCUUUAAUUACUCCUGAAGAAAUCUGGUGGCAAAAACCGCAAUUUUGAUGCCUUUUUGUGAGUCU